Chroicocephalus ridibundus (black-headed gull) is the source of this 1352-nucleotide messenger RNA. RefSeq names its product transmembrane and immunoglobulin domain containing 1 (gene TMIGD1). The coding region runs from base 484 to 1257 and encodes 257 amino acids. The record is from RefSeq and is a predicted model, not a curated record. The transcript is spliced from 7 exons. Lineage: Eukaryota; Metazoa; Chordata; Aves; Charadriiformes; Laridae.
CGCAGUUCAAAGUCUGAAUCAGUCCGUUUUCUCAUUUUUCAGUCAAAGGAGGACACAGCGACAGAGCUUUGGGCAGGAAGGGGCAAAUCAGAGUCUACUCCCGCUCUAGGAUAAUCUAGGAUAAACUUCCCACGGCUUGAAACAGUGUCGUGAACACCCAGAAAACUGAGAGGGAAAAGGUAUUAUUUUUGGCUGAAGGUCUUUAUGGCUGAUGCAGGAACUCUCUCAUUAGUUACUCAUUGCCUCGGCAAAUCUCAUAAAACGGAAAGCCCGGCAAAUACUUUUCUUCAGUAUUCUGGGAGCACAGAAAUCCAGGGACUGAACGAGGCCUUGAACCCAUUUUAUGGACUCGCUUCUUACUGAGCUACCAUAAAAUAUUAAAAUUCAGACCUUAUAAAUAAGGAAGGGAAAGAGCUGUGCAUUUCUUAGCAGAAACAGCCUCUCCAGGGACUCUCACCAAGACGCCAGCUGGGCUCCUCCGAGAUGGCGCCGCGGAGCAGCCUCGCCGUCCCCUCUGAAGUGCCGGUCCUUGCCGUCUGCUUUUUGGCAUGCGUAGCCACAGGUUUGGAACUGUCUGUAAAUAACCACGUUGCUGAUUUCUCCCUGUCUACAACGCUUGGCCCUCCCGUCUCCCUCUCCUGCCUCGUGCAGAACAGCAGCCAGGCCGAGGAGCUGCUCUGGUACCGAGGAGACGGGCAAGUGGAUCUGAAAGAUGGGAAUAAAGUGAACGUCAGUAACAUCUGCGUAUCCCCAGUCACUGAGUCCGACAAUGGAGUCACCUUCACGUGCAAGCUGGCACGGGACAAGUCUGUCCAGGUGUCUGUGCUGCUGGAUGUCCAGUUUCCUCCCCAGCUCUCUGGAGAAGAGUCCCUCCGAACUGAAGAAGAGAAAGACGUCACUAUGUCCUGCAACGCCAAAUCCAACCCUCAGGCCCAAACAGCUUGGUAUAAGAACAACAACUCCUUGACCCUAGAGCAAAACCGUUACCAGCUGUACCAGACCAGCGAGGUCUUUCAGCUCUCGAUCAUAAAAGUACAGAAGUCUGACAACGGCACCUACACCUGCGUGGUGAAAUCUCCUCUGGGAGAGGGGAGAAAGGAUUUCCACCUGAUCGUUGAAGAUAAAAAACCCGUUUUUCCCAUGGAGGCCGUUAUUGCUGCUGUCGUGGUGGUUACGGUCACGGUACUUUUUGGAAUUGUGGCUCGAAGAGAUAAAAUUUUUAAGUGCUUCAAAAAAUCAAGUGAAACAGCGCUGUAAAGACCACAAGGUUCCUGCGCAUACCCAGAAAACGCCAUUUCCACUGGUAGAACAUAAGCCCUUGUGUGAGAUUAUGAGAUAAAGCACUGAAACAA